AUGCCAUGCCAUCCCGAUAUUGGUUCGACCCGGCCUUGUUUCCUCCUGAAGGCUGCAGCAGCAAGUAUCGGUGAGCCCUGCACCAGCAGGCGAGGGGUGGGUGAGCAGCAGGCGGGUGCGAGUAGCAGGGGAAGGGAGGACAUGGGAGCACAACCGAGCGAGACACAGUGUGGGUGCUUCGCUUCUCUUCACUGCCAUCCACCUGCUGCCCCCGAUAUGCGCGCAUCGUGGCACAGCGCGGCGCAGCUGAUGCACUUGCCCUCGCUCCGCCCUGAGGAGAGGGGUGCACGGCUGCUGUGCUUGCUUAUGUCAACCCAUGCCCCACUUAUCAUCCCCUCAUGCCCCACUUAUCACCCCCUCAUGUCCCACUUAUCACCCCCUCAUGCCCCACUUAUCACCCCCUCAUGCCCCACUUAUCACCCCCUCGUGCCCCACUUAUCAUCCCCCCUGCCCCACUUAUCAUCCCCCCUGCCCCACUUAUCAUCCCCUCAUGCCCCACUUAUCAUCCCCCCUGCCCCACUUUUCAUCCCCCCUGCCCCACUUUUCAUCCUCUUCAUCCCCCCCCAUCCCCGCCAUUUCGCCCCAAGCCCACCCCUUUCCCCCCCAAUGCUCCUGAAUCGUGUUUUCCACACUGGAAAAUGCGGGUGGGGCAAGAAGCUGACGUAUGUGUUUGGAGUGGGGAGGGAUGGGGUUGCUGACGUCAUCCGGAGAUACACACAGCAAUGGAGUGAGGUAGGGCAGAUCAGACCCAUUGCUCGACUCAGAGAAGCGAGAACCGUUGCUCGCUCUUAUGGACAAGCCAUUGCUCCGUUCCCCCCCACCUCCUCACCCACUCCUUCCGCUUCCCCCAACCACCCAUACCCUCUCCCACCCAAUCAGCUGCAACACAGGCGCACAGAGGCAUCAGAGGCGGCUGUAGCAGCGGCGGUGGCAGCGGUGACAGCAAGAGCUCGAGCUAGCCUUACUGUGGAUGAGAGGAGGCGGUUGGAGGAGGGGGAUGCAAAGGAGAGAGAGGAGCUGAGUGGAGUGAGGGGAGGAGGGAAGGAGGGAGGACGGGAGGGAGGGGAGAGGGAUGGUGUGGUGUUGGGAGGGAGGCAGACCGGUUCUGUGGAGUGGAGAGCAGCAAGGGGGGAACUGGGGUUGGAGAGUGGUGAGGGUGAUGGGGGGGACAGGGGGAAAGAGGGGAAGGAUGGGAGGUUGGAGAGGAGGAUGGUGGAUGAGCAUGUGGGUGCACUGCUGCUUGCUGUAGAGGACAUGUGUCGUGAUGUUAUUGGCUCUCCAAGUCUUGAAGCAGCAGCAGCAGCAGCGCAGAAGUCGCUAGGCACAUCUUUAGACGCUCUCCUCUCUCUGCUCUCUGUUCUCCGCUCGCUCCCCUUCCGCUCCCGCUCUGUGCCACUCAACGACAAACGAUGCUAUCCCUUUUGCACGAUACUCUUGGAUGCACUGCGUCUCAAAAUUCUACUUCUAUCAUGCUGCUGCUGGUUGGAUCGGUUACGGCUGGACGCUGCAGCAGCAGCACUGCUUGCCUUGGCCCUUGCCCACACACCAAGAGCAGCGGCAGGAGAGAGCAUGUGCGUGGUUGUGGCUGAGUGGCUUCUUUUUCCCCGUGCUUCUCUCCCCGUCUUCCUCUCCUUCCCUCCCCGCGCCAGGCCCUUGCCCACACACUAA
Closterium sp. Naga37s-1 is the source of this 1668-nucleotide messenger RNA. Lineage: Eukaryota; Viridiplantae; Streptophyta; Zygnematophyceae; Desmidiales; Closteriaceae. The record is from the annotation of a GenBank genome assembly.